AUCAUACGCUUCGCUCGAAGGACAACAUUACGUCACCUGGAAAGACGUUGAUUUUUGGAUUCGGGAUCAGCCUGCGGUUAACUCACGGAAGUUGAGUCUCCGUUGAAAACGCUUUUUUUUGUAAAACUUUUUGGAAACAUUUAGUUUAAACUUCUUUACCCUGUGUUGUUUUAACACACGCUAAACGAUGUCGUUUGUUCCAGGUCAACCAGUGACUGCUAUUGUGCAAAGAAUUGAGAUCCAGAAACUGCGGCAAGGAGAAAAUCUGAUCCUAGGCUUCAGCAUUGGAGGCGGUAUUGACCAAGACCCCGGGCAGAACCCGUUCUCUGAGGACAAGUCGGAUAAGGGUAUCUAUGUGACCAGGAUAACUCCAGGAGGACCGGCAGAAGUUGCAGGGUUGAAGAUGGGAGACAAAAUCAUGCAGGUGAACGGCUGGGAUAUGACCAUGGUGACUCACGACCAAGCUCGUAAAAAACUGACAAAGAGGAAGGAGGACGUUGUGAGGCUAUUAAUAACCAGAAAGUCCCUAGAAGAAACCGUUAAACAGUCUAUGGGAUGUCAUCCCAAACAGUGAUCCAAGGGUGUUAACUGUAGAGGCUAAUGCAAGGACGGCAAAGGAACGAACAUUUUAAUAAGCGCUAAACAUUUCCCAAAUGCUGUUUCACUGUGGCCUUUAAACACCAUCAAUGCAAAACAAGCUAACAGAGAGAAGUCAAACAUUUAGGGGACUUAUCUGAGGCUUGAAUAUAUCAAUAACUGCUAGAAAUGUAUUAGCUGUUCUUUUAAGGUUUGUUUGUAAUUUAGUGUAAUUUACAAACUGACAAACCUGAACAGCAGAUUAAAUGAAUCAUUCAGGUUUCACCAUAAGAAUGUAAUAUUUGAUCUACUGCAGCAUUGAUUUACAAGCUGUGUUGUGAGUGAGUGUAGAACAAAAUGACUUAUUGACUUUCAUUUUCAUAAAUUUGUCAAACUAACUUCUAAGCAUUUAGAAUCAGCAACUCUAAUAAAAAACAUGUUUCUCAGUUUGGCAGCAGUUUUCUGUUCAUCUAAAACAAAGAAUCAAACUUCUACUACAGUGGAUACCAAAGAUACUACCAAGCAUUGAAUUCAGUAUUUAAUGCAGAGUUUUUCCUACUUUUCCCUUCUAACAAAUGGUACAAUUUAUUUUAUAUAGUCUGUGCAUGAAUGACAACUUUCAGGGUUUCUAAUUAUUUACUCGCCUCUUUCUUUUGGUUAAAUUUCUGUUUCUGCUUAGAAGGACAGAAUAUCUAAAUCUAAGUAAAAUUAAUAAGAACUGAAUUUUGAAUAUUUUAUAUUUUUGGUUGAUACAAGGUUAAAAGUUUAAAAAAUAUAUAAUAUUUUAUAAAAUUGGCCUAGUACAGGUGUUUUUACAAUUAUUACUAAGCAGAAGCCAAAUUAUAGUUAUAUGUAUUAAUUUUAAAUUGCAUUAUUCUGG
Cyprinodon variegatus (sheepshead minnow) is the source of this 1456-nucleotide messenger RNA. It is a transcript of the gene tax1bp3, whose product is annotated as Tax1 (human T-cell leukemia virus type I) binding protein 3. Gene Ontology annotation, biological process: neurotransmitter receptor transport, endosome to postsynaptic membrane; neurotransmitter receptor transport postsynaptic membrane to endosome. Bases 188 to 574 code for a protein of 128 amino acids. Gene Ontology annotation, cellular component: adherens junction; postsynaptic membrane; postsynaptic density. The transcript has 4 exons. The record is from RefSeq and is a predicted model, not a curated record. Gene Ontology annotation, molecular function: protein binding. NCBI's taxonomy places the organism in Eukaryota, Metazoa, Chordata, Actinopteri, Cyprinodontiformes, Cyprinodontidae.